Pan troglodytes (chimpanzee) is the source of this 4041-nucleotide messenger RNA. It is a transcript of the gene CLHC1, whose product is annotated as clathrin heavy chain linker domain containing 1. The transcript is spliced from 10 exons. NCBI's taxonomy places the organism in Eukaryota, Metazoa, Chordata, Mammalia, Primates, Hominidae. The coding region runs from base 2507 to 3901 and encodes 464 amino acids. The record is from RefSeq and is a predicted model, not a curated record.
UUUUUUUUUUUUUUUUUUUUUUUUUUUAGUAGAGAUGGGGUUUCACCACAUUGGCCAGGCUGGUCUCGAACUCCUGACCUGAGGUGAUCCGCCCGCCUCGGCCUCCCAAAGUGCUGGGAUUACAGGCAUGAGCCACCGUGCCCGGCCUUUUACAGAUAAUUUUAAGUCAAACUUUGCAUAGUUUUCCAAGUUGAGUUAAAAUUCUCUGAAAAUAAUUUAUCUAUCAUUUACCAAAUGUAAUACUGAAAAUAUGUGAAAGAUACUGAUUCACAGAUUCAACAAACCCAAAGAAUCCCAAGCAUCAUAAAUACGAAGAAAUACUCAACUAGGUUCAUCUUAGUGAAGUUGUCAAAAAUAGAGAUCAUAAAAUUAGCAUAGAAAGCAGCAAAAAUUAGAUACUUUCUCGUCCAUGUGGUAAUGUAUUAGAACUUAAUUCCUUUUUAUGGCUGAAUAAUACUCCAUCGUAUGUAUAUACUACAUUUUGUUUAUCCAUUCAUCUGUUUUUUGGACACUUGGAUUGUUUCCAUUUUUGGCUAUGUGAAUAAUGCCACUCUGAAAAUUCAUGUACAAGUAUCUGCUUUCAGUUUCUUUUGAAAACCUGCUUAUUUUUGACAUAUCUUUUGUUUAUAAGCACAAAUCUAUUUAGAAUAAAGCCAGUGGAUAUUUUAUUUCCACAAUCCUUUCAUAAAUACUGUAAGCUCUUACUCUGAGCCAUCAAUAGUUACCAAGAGCACUAUAUAAUAAUCAGAAGCAGCAGCCAGCAGUUAUCUACUGACAAACUCGUUUUUUAUUUUAUUUUAUUUUUUGAGACGGAAUCUGGCCCGUCUUCCAGGCUGGAGUGCAAUGGCAUGAUCUUGGCUCACCGCAACCUCCGCCUCCCGAGUUCAAAUUAUUCUCCUGCCUCAGCCUUCCGAGUGGCUGGGAUUACAGGUGCCCACCACCACACCCAGCUAAUUUUUGUAUUCUUAGUAGAGAUGGGGUUUCACCAUAUUGGUCAGGCUGGUCUCAAACUCCUGACCUCGUGAUCUGCCCUCCUCGGCCUCCCACAGUGCUGGGAUUACAGGCAUGAGCCACCGCGCCAGCCCAAACUUGUUUUUAAUUUGCCAAAAACCCUGUGACAUUUAUAUAUUGACAAAAAUUCUCUUCCUGAUCAAAUUUUACUCAGGCUCUCCUGAACCCUUUUCAACUAGGCCUGACUUUUGGACUUCCACAUUCAUCUCUGCACCAUUCAGUUUUAGCAAGAAUCCUGUGAAGCAAGUUUAGCCAGAACCCCCCAUCCAUGACAUGUGAUCCCCCAACCAUCCUCCAGGUGAUGCCUAGUUACCGUGACCUGCCUUCAACUAGAAUCCUCUUAGGUCAAUUUAUCCAGAAUCUCUCCUCACAUCUGAUGUUUUCUUUUAGUAAUUUGUCAUCCACUGACCCCACCGUGCUCCUUAGCUACCACUUCCCACUUGCGCAUGUCAUGUUCAGAUUGAGUCCAAUCAUUCUCCAUUGUAGUGGUUCCUAUAGCUAUUAGCAUGGCCCCUCUUGAAAAAAGUCUUCCUUACUAUGCUUUAACAAGUGUCAAAAAUAAUUUUUCUGUGUGUAUUUUAAUAUGUUAUUUCUCCCUUGGGCCAACAUAACUAGGAAGAAAACUUCAAAUAAUGCUUAAGAGAAGUUUAUACUACCCUUUGGUCUUUAAAAUUUUCAUUUCUGGAUAAACUUAGUUUUAUCUCAGGGAAGUGCUGUCCUUCCUCUAGCUCUAGGAUCAAAAUUACUGUAGUAGGCUCAAUAAAGUUUUUCAAAGACAUCAGGUCCUAGUCUCUAGAACCCCUAAAUGUUAACCGUAUUUGGAAAAAGGGUCUUUGCAGAUGUGAUUAAAGAUUUUGAGAUAGGGAGGUUAUAAAAGUAAGCCCUAAAUAUGAUCAUAAAUGUCCUAAUAAGAGGGAAACAGGAGCUUUGCCAUAGGCAGAGGAGAAGGCAGUAUGACCAUAGAGGCAGAGACUGAAGUGAUGAAGUCAGAAUGCCUGCAGCCCCAAGGCUGGAAAAGGCAAGGAACAGAUUCUGAAGGAAGCACGGCUCUGCCAACACUUUGAUUUUGGUCCGGUGAUACUGAUUUUGAAUUUCUGGCUUCCAGAAUUAUAAGAGAAUAAAUUUCUGUUGUUUGUAGUCACCAGGUUAGUGGUAAUUUGUUACAGUUGCCACAGGAAACGAAUAUAAUUACUUACCAAAAUAUUUUUUAAAUUACAAAAGUAAUUUUCUACUAAAGAGAAUAGUUUGUGGCCAUAUUAUUGUGAUUAGCACUUAACGAAUUUCCAAUAGGGUUCAGAAUCAUAGUAUGAGAUUUUAUUGAUGCUCAGAAAGAAAAUUCUUCCUCAUUUGUGAGGCUAGAUAACUUUUUCAGGGCAUUUCACCUAGUCCAUAAUGGUUCAAAAUAAAGUAAUGAUUUAACCUGUUUGACUUUAGGUUUUGUGGUUCAAGAAUUAAGUUAGUUGAAAGACAUAAUAAAGCCUUUCUGUUUUCCAGAAUGAGGAUUAUCGAAAGUAAUUCCUCGAAGAUUCAAUCUCAAAUAGAUCACAUCAAGCAGUGUAGGGCAGAGUAUGACACAAAAGAAGUAAAAUAUUGUACUUUCUCCAAAGAUCCUUCAAAACCUAUUCCAGGCAUGACUCUUCAAGAAUCCAUGAAUCUAGAUGCUCUCACUAAAUACAUGAAACAUCUUGAAGAUAAAUAUGCAGAAAUUAAACAAGCUAUGUUGAUAAAAUAUGUGCCAGCUCAGAGGAAGGCUGAUUUAGAUGAAGAAAUGAUUGUGUUAUUAAAACGGCGAGAUGUAGCUGAAAAUCUGAACAAAAAAUUACAGUUUUGCCAUCAAAGACUGCAGAUAAUUUCACAGGCACUUACUUCAUGGGUAAAAUCUGAUAUGAGUAGCCCAUUUCAAGACUUUGUGGAGCAAAUUCAGAAAACCAAAUAUUUACAAGGUGACCAAGGCAUUGUUGAAGAACUAAUGGAAGAUGAUCCACGCAGGGCAAAAGAAGCUGAAAUUAUGCUUCACUACAUUGAAAGAUUUAAUGAGUUAAUCUCACUUGGUGAAUAUGAAAAGGCAGCUUGUUAUGCAGCAAACAGUCCUAGAAGAAUUCUUCGAAACAUUGGUACAAUGAAUACAUUUAAGGCUGUUGGAAAAAUUAGAGGAAAGCCUCUUCCAUUACUCUUAUUUUUUGAGGCCCUCUUUAUCACAAGUCAUGCUUUUCCAUGUCCUGUUGAUGCAGCUCUAACCCUGGAAGGAAUCAAAUGUGGAUUAUCGGAAAAACGGUUAGAUUUAGUUACCAAUUGGGUUACACAGGAAAGACUGACAUUUUCUGAGGAGGCUGGGGAUGUGAUUUGUGAUUAUGGGGAGCAGGAUACUUAUAACAAGGCCAAGUGCCUGGCUUUAGCUCAGAUUAUCUACAGUGAAUGUGGCUUGCACAAGAAAGCUAUUCUUUGCUUGUGUAAACAGGGUCAGACUCAUAGCGUCAUGGAGUACAUACAGCAGUUGAAGGACUUUACUACCGAUGACCUGUUGCAGCUAUUAAUGUCAUGUCCCCAAGUUGAAUUAAUUCAGUGUCUCACUAAAGAGUUGAAUGAGAAACAACCAUCUUUAUCUUUUGGUCUUGCUAUACUUCAUCUGUUCUCUGUAGACAUGAAAAAAGUUGGCAUUAAGCUACUUCAAGAAAUCAAUAAAGGUGGGAUAGAUGCAGUAGAAAGUCUUAUGAUAAAUGAUUCCUUUUGCUCCAUAGAAAAGUGGCAAGAAGUGGCAAAUAUAUGUUCACAGAAUGGCUUUGACAAAUUAUCUAAUGACAUCACGUCUAUUCUUCGAUCUCAGGCUGCAGUUACAGAAAUUUCUGAAGAGGAUGACGCAGUCAACCUAAUGGAACAUGUGUUUUGGUAGUUCUAUAUCUUAACCAGCUGAGGGAGCUUGUACAACACCUUAUGUAUGCUGGUUGGGCAAACUGAUUUUAACGUAACUAACUUAUAAAUAAAUCUAGAGUAAGAAGAUCUCAGAAAUAAAUCACACUUUUGUUAUGAUGA